This is a messenger RNA of Perca fluviatilis (European perch), 1320 nucleotides long. Its product is annotated as bone morphogenetic protein 2-like. Gene Ontology annotation, biological process: SMAD protein signal transduction. Gene Ontology annotation, cellular component: extracellular region. Bases 1 to 1164 code for a protein of 387 amino acids. Lineage: Eukaryota; Metazoa; Chordata; Actinopteri; Perciformes; Percidae. Gene Ontology annotation, molecular function: growth factor activity; cytokine activity. The record is from RefSeq and is a predicted model, not a curated record. The transcript has 5 exons.
AUGACACCCGGAGCUCUGCGCCUCUGCCUCGCCCUCGCUCUGCAGCUGAGUUGCGUCACGCUGCUCGCUAUCCCGCCGGACAGGGGGACCGCAGGGCGGCGGGGCGCUUUGGAUGCGACCAACACGGCGACCGAGAAGCUGGACCCGUUGUCCCAUCUCAAGGAUUUAUCUCCAGGUCAUCACAAGAAGGCGCCUCAGUUUAUGUUGGAUCUUUUUAACGCGGUGGCAGCCGCCGACGGGUCCCCGAAAAGCCAGAAGGAGAUACUGGAAGGAAACAUUGUGCGGAGUUUCGAGGAUAAAGGUCACACUGGAGAGAGGUUUCACUUCUUUAACUUGUCGUCUUUUGGCCGAGAGGAGAGAAUGAUCAAAGCGGAGUUCCGUUGGUUCAGAAAGAAACAGAAGUUUUACCUCGGAAAGUCAUAUGGGCCUCAUUUCUAUAAGGUGGAUCUGUAUGAGGUGCUGGACAGCCGAGUGAAGCCAUGGAGAGGAAACCUCAUCACCUCCAGACUGGUGCCCCUUUACACACAUGGAUGGGAAGUCUUCAAUGUCACUCAAAUGGUGUCAAAGUGGAUCCGCAACAGCCAGGAGAAUAACGGCAUCCUUGUGGUGACCACAUUUCCUUCUGGAAACUGGAUGGAGUCAGUGGUGUCUUCAUCUAAGCGGCAUGGGGAGCAGACAGACACAAACGCCUACCUGGUCAUAUUCUCAGAUGACUUGAGGAUAGGAGCAUCGAACCAGUCCUACCUGGGACAAGCCCAACAUGCUGCCGCAGCACCCGAGCUCCACGAUCACCGCAACAGGAGACGACGUGCGUCUCCAGGUUUCCUCCCCCACGGCCGCUCCCAGUCCUGCCAGCGGGUUCCCCUCUUCGUCGACUUUGAGGAGAUCGGCUGGUCCGGCUGGAUCAUCUCUCCCCGCGGGUACAACGCCUACCACUGCAAAGGCUCCUGCCCGUUCCCGCUAGGGGAAAGCCUCCGAGCGACCAACCACGCCACGGUGCGCUCCAUCAUGCAAGCGCUCAAGCUCUCCAGUGAUGAAGUGGGCGCGCCGUGCUGUGUUCCCGACAGACUCCAGUCCAUCAGUUUGUUAUACUUUGACGAUGAGGAGAACGUGGUUUUGAAGCAGUAUGACGACAUGGUGGCAUUAAGCUGUGGCUGUCACUGACUGCCUGUGCAUCUCCUGCACUCUUUAACACUGGGACAAUGAGGGAUGGGGGAGAUAUGAUGGUUUGCUUGACUUGAUUAAAACACUGUAUUUUUGUGCUUAUGUUUAAAUAUUGUAUUAUUUUGAGAAAUAAAACAACUAUUCCUCAGCUAUUAA